Homalodisca vitripennis (glassy-winged sharpshooter) is the source of this 4121-nucleotide messenger RNA. RefSeq lists its product as uncharacterized. Gene Ontology annotation, molecular function: protein binding; RNA binding. NCBI's taxonomy places the organism in Eukaryota, Metazoa, Arthropoda, Insecta, Hemiptera, Cicadellidae. The transcript is spliced from 18 exons. The coding region runs from base 330 to 3101 and encodes 923 amino acids. The record is from RefSeq and is a predicted model, not a curated record.
UUGGAUUUUAAUUUUUAGUGGUGGUGGAGGGUUUUAGCGCCAACGGUUAGUUUAGUGAGCGUUGGACUAUUUACUAUUGCUAGUUGUGUUGUGUUAUGUAGCUCGCCUAAACUGAAGUUUUUAAGUUGCAGGUUCUAUGUUCCUAUGCGAAACGUUAAACAAAGAAGUUGCAAGAGAUCUGGUCUUUGAAACCCAAGCAUUCUUGUGGUUCAGAUGGAAUUUCGUCUUAAGUACUGGGAGAAGAAAUCAUGAAUAAUAUAAAAUAGAUUAUGAUGGCCAAAAUUAACCUACACAAAGAAAAUAAGGAAAUAUUUACAAACUAGGAAAUAAUGGAAUUUACAAAUAUGAUUUUAACUGCUGACUACACUAAUCAUCUUAUAAAUGAGAUAUACGAACUUGACAGUGAAAAUUUUACUAAUGGAUGGAAAGGACAAGUUCGUAGAGUAAUUGGCAAAUCAGUCAAUUAUGAAUAUUCAUACAUUGAUCACUCAGAUAACUGGCUCUCCAUAUUGUCUAAAAUAGCUGAAUGGAGUAGUUUAUCUGAAUUAUUCUUGGGUUGCUGGAAAUUGGCCGUUAUUACCAUGCCAUUAAUUUUCAAAGAACCCAGAAUGCAGUGGAUGAAUAUCCUUCAAAUGCUGCAUGAAAAAGUAUUGAAAGAAGAAAUAAGCUAUGAAGAAGCACAACCGUUCUUUCAAGUUGCAGAAAAAAAAUUUGGUCUCAGUUAUUUCAAAGCUCCCUAUUUUUGGAGUUCAGUAAGGAGUUUUGAACAGAAGUUUGCUGAGAAAAAUAAUUAUUCCCAAGAAGAUACUAACAGAAAAAUAAUUGAAAUUUACAAUAAACAAUUUUCAAGGCCAUAUCAAGGCAUGCAAGAAGAAUGGGAAAAGUUCAAGGGAAUUAUCAAAAAAUUCAAUUUUACUUCUGACCAGAAAAUAGAGAUACAAGAAUUAUUUUAUGCUAAUUCUGAAGAAGCAGAACAAAUUUUAACAGAGUAUCCCGACAAUUUGGAAGAGAAUGAAAGAUUGCACCAUUUAAAAUUUGAAUUCUGGGUGGACAAUUUGCUUAACAAGAGUCCGCCAAGCGUGGAUUUAGUAGACAUCCUAUGCGAAGAAUCAAUUUUCAAUGAUCCAGAUAGUUUUUGUUUCUAUCAUGUAUAUGUGAAAGUACUUGCUUCAGAAGCUUUCUCUGUGGAUCCAAAUAGAGAGCAUAAAUUGUUUUCUAUAGUUAAAAGAGCAUUAACUUAUGGCAGAAGUGGAUGUUCCAAUGCAAAUGGUAGAUUCAUUGAGCAUGCACUUAUUGUUAGUGCUGAUAUUUUAAAUUAUGAAAUGUUUUCAGAACUUGUGGAUAGGACAAUGAGAUCAGUUUCAGUGUUUUCAUGCCAAAGUACGUGGUUCUACAGUAGAAGAGCUAUCAUAAACGCAACAAAAAACAAAAUAUUGUCUGAAGGUCGGGAUGUAUCUGAGCUCAAGAAGGUCUUUGAAAGAACAAUUGAACCAAUGACAUUAGAAUUUUUUAAGAACAAUACACUACCUGAAGAAACUAAAUAUUUAUCUGGUAUCGAUAAAAUACUUUUAGAACUAUUCAAGGUCUGGAUUCAUGGAGAAAAGGCAAUAAGGCAACUAUCUUACCCUCUGAUGUUUGGCAUAUGGAGAGAAUACUUGGAUAGUAAUCCACUUGUUCUUUUAGCUUACGGGGACCUCGUCAGGAGUUAUGGAACUUACGAAGAAGCAGAAGAUGCAUAUAAAUAUGCACUUGGUGAAUUACAAACAAUAAAUGAUUCAGAAAAUACAAGUUUCUUGACUAGAAAAUGUCAUCUGCAGCUUUUAUCCAAUUAUUUAGAACUUCAAAUGACCAAUGGUUCAGCAACAAAUCAGGCCAGUCUAAGCCGAGAACUUUCAAAGUUGCAAUCGCUGUUCACACAAACCUACAAUGAAUUGUAUGAUACAGCUUCUGGAGUUAAUGGGAUUUCAUUUGAUACUUUGAAUAUUUCAGGAGUGAAUUCAUCUCAAACAGAGGAACCAAUCGCAAGACAGUUAAGGUCAUUAAAUGUAGAGUCUUGUGACUCGCAAACUACAUCGUCUAAGUAUGCUUCAGAGGAUCAGUCAACAUCAUCAGUUACUUCAAAGAACAUGUCAACUGGUUAUUCGAGCAAUAUUAAAGACUUGGAUAAUACAAGCAAAACAGGACACCCCCUUUUUAUAUCGAAUUUAUCAUUCAUAGCUGAUGAAAAUGAUAUAAAAAAGGCAUUCAACGAGAAGGGUAUAUCUGUGAAUGGGAUCGAAUUGAAAAGGCUCCAUGGCAAACGUCAACAUUUAGGUUAUGGAACAUUAUAUUUGGAAUCCCAGGAUCAAAUUAAACAAGCAAUAGAUACACUGGACCGGAUCAUUAUUCAAGGCCGCCCUGCGUAUUUGUCAUUGCACCGAGGCAACAAACCAAGAUCACAAUAUCAGGCCUUCACCAACUCAAGGAAUAAACUACCAAAUGUGCUCCAUCUCUCUGGAAUACCUGACAGUUGGCGAAAUCCUAAGACAAUUGAAAACGCUUUCAUCCGAUACGGUCACAUCAGAAGUAUCUCUGUAAAUGAUAAGCAGGAGCCUAUUACAGCUAAAGUGGAGUUCUUUAUGCCAGAAGAUGCGAAUGUUUUGUACAAUAAGGUGAAAGAAGGCGAUGAAUUUAAACAUUUUGGAAUUACUGUUAGGAAAUGCUUCCCUUCAAAGGCAAAAGGAAAUGUUAAUCCACCCAAAGGAAUCACUUCACAUAUGCAAAUGGAUGUGGAUGAAUUGAGGCAUUCCACAAGAACAAAGCGUGCAUUUGAGGCACCUCUUGAUAUUGGAUUACCCUCCAAGCGGAAAUUUAUACUUCAGAAAGGAGGCCCAAAAUCUCGCAUGAAGAAGAAAUUGAAUGUGCCUUCCCUGUCAUUACAUCCAAUACAACCGGAACUAAAUCUGGAAGAACUGGUCAUAAGACCGAGUGGCUCUGAUCAACAGCAGGUGACUUCAGAACCGGAUUUUCAACAGGAGGUGAAAUCAGAACCGGAUCUUCAACAGGCAGUGACCUCAGAACCAGAUCUUUCACUAUCCAGUCAAAAUUCAGAAAGUUUGUAAUUUUAACCCAGUGGCAUGCUAAUUUGUACAUAGAAAUAUGUUUUUCUUGGUUUAGUUUGUUUUAUAAACAAAUUGCAAUAGCUUGAGUUUUAUAAGAAAUAUAGUUAUGAAAUUUAUAUACAGAUAUAAAUAGAAAGAGUUCAGAGCCUGUUCAGCACUGCUAUUUAGCAAACAACAGCACAACUAUGUAAUCAGAGUUUAAUUGUAUGACCAUCCCCGUAACAGCAUGAGUGCAGUACCUCUUUUUUCCCACGGUUAAUACUCAUCAUAGCAUGCUAAUGGGUUAAUAAAACUUUGGCAGCAACCUAGUUACCACGCAUUGUUAAAUGUAUACCAAACAUAUACAGUAUAUAGAAAUAUAAAUAUGUAAAAUAUUAAACAAAUACUUGUAAGAAGCCAAGCCUUCUCACACAAGCUUUGAUAGAGGUAAAUGUCCUCUACAAUAAGUAAUUUCUCUUUUAGUUAUAAUUAAAUAUUGUAUGUAUGUUAUCAAUAUACAGUGUUUGUUAUCAAUAUACAGUGUUUUGUUCUCAACUUACAAAAGUCAGAUUGUAAUAGUUCUGUUACACAACAAUGUGCCAACAAAGUUUUAUAUUAACAUCUAAUAGCGAUUAAGGCUACAAACAAUACUUCAUACCACCAAAUAUUCAUGUUUUGGUGAACUUUUUACUCUGUGCUUUUUGAAAGGUUAACAGAAUCAAACUUUCACCAUGAUUGUUACAAAAAUUAAACACUACUUUUCGAUGAUUUGAAUCUGUUCUCUUCUUCAGGUGUCAAAACAAAACACCAACAUAUUUUAUAUCUGAAGAAGAGGAUCGAUUCCAAUCCUUGAAACAUAAAGUUCUAUACAAAAUAGCAACAAUGUAUGAAAAGUUAUGUUUAAAAAUAAGUAAAAGGGAAAACAAAAUGAAAGGUUGUAUAUAUACAGUGUGAGUUAAAAGUGUGGAUACACUCUAUUUAGUUUUUUAUGGGUAAAGCUUGGAAGGAUGGAACUCGGGACACCUUUCUAGGAAAUAGAAG